UGUCAAACCAGCCAACGUUAAGCAGCAUGUUAGAAAAUCAAACAGUCCUAUCCCAACUCUCUUGGCUUGAUCGGCUCUUACCGAUAUGGAUUAUUCUCUCAAUGGCCCUCGGAGUUCUUUUGGGUUAUUUUGUUCCUUCCGUUAGGACUGUUCUGAACUCGAGUACUAUUGCGGACGUUUCCCUACCUAUUGCACUUGGACUUCUUUGGAUGAUGUACCCAGUUUUUUGCAAAGUACAAUAUGAGAAACUUUCCAAAAUCUUUCAAACUACGGGCGUUUUCCGCAACCUGGCCUUGUCGGUGCUGUUCAACUGGCUCUUGGCUCCUCUUUUGAUGGCUGCGCUGGCUUGGGCAACUCUACCCGAUUUGUCCGCAUACCGUACUGGUGUGAUCUUGGUGGGAGUUGCACGAUGUAUUGCGAUGGUGUUAAUCUGGAAUGAGCUUGCUGGCGGGGAUCGGGAAUGGUGUGCCGUCCUGGUUGCCUUAAAUUCCAUCUUGCAAGUUCUUUUAUAUGGCCCAUUGGCAUACUUCUACACGGUCAUCGUUGGUAAAGGCUCUUCGAUUGACAUUGAUAUGUGGCUAGUGACAAGGAGCGUUCUGAUCUUCCUCGGGAUUCCCCUCCUUGCUGGAUUUCUUACCCGAUUUGUACUGUGUCAUUUAUGCCGAGGGCUUCUCGGUGAAACUUGGUACCAACGCAAGUUUCUCAAGUGGAUUGGUCCCACCAGUCUGCUUGGCUUACUGUUUACUAUUGUGGUCAUGUUUGCUCUUCAGGGGCACCGCAUUAUUGACGAUAUAAACGGAGUCCUGCGUGUGGCCGUGCCACUCAUACUAUACUUUUGCAUCAUAUUUGCGCUCGCCUUUCUUGCUUGUGCAUAUUUCCGCAUGCCUUAUCCCACAGCUGUCACGCAGUCAUUCACGGCGGCGAGUAAUAACUUUGAACUUGCCAUUGCUGUGGCCGUUGCGACUUUUGGCAUCGAUUCGCCAGAGGCUCUUGCAACAGUGAUUGGUCCACUGAUAGAAGUACCUGUUUUGCUUGGAUUGGUGUAUUUAUCGCUAUGGUUCAGACCGCACUACCCGGUCGUUGAGGAGAUUUCGGCGGGUAAAGAUGAAGUAGAAAUAGUGUGUGUUAAUCCAGGUCCGGAAGCCGGAGGGCCAUCCCAUUUGUGUGCGUCUGGUGUGAUGAUAAAUGAAAAUUGACAUGACUUGUUAAGAUAUUGUC
Molecule: messenger RNA, 1218 nt
Organism: Spizellomyces punctatus DAOM BR117
Lineage: Eukaryota; Fungi; Chytridiomycota; Chytridiomycetes; Spizellomycetales; Spizellomycetaceae
Product: arsenical-resistance protein
Exons: 5
Coding region: 27-1196 (389 amino acids)
Biological process (GO): antimonite transmembrane transport; arsenite transport
Cellular component (GO): plasma membrane
Molecular function (GO): antimonite transmembrane transporter activity; arsenite transmembrane transporter activity; antiporter activity
Source: RefSeq, a predicted model, not a curated record